Octodon degus (degu) is the source of this 261-nucleotide messenger RNA. RefSeq names its product defensin beta 113 (gene Defb113). Gene Ontology annotation, biological process: innate immune response. The coding region runs from base 1 to 261 and encodes 86 amino acids. The record is from RefSeq and is a predicted model, not a curated record. Gene Ontology annotation, cellular component: extracellular region. NCBI's taxonomy places the organism in Eukaryota, Metazoa, Chordata, Mammalia, Rodentia, Octodontidae. The transcript is spliced from 2 exons.
AUGUGGGAGAGCAUCGGGCUUCCCUCUGCCUGCUGGACCCCUCCAGACCAAAACUCAGGCACCUCCGUGAUUCCACAGAAAAAAACAAGAGAAAUUGCAGAAAGAAAACGAGAAUGCUACCUCGUCCGUGGCUCUUGCAAGUCUGAGUGCAACACCUGGGAAUACACCUAUAAUUACUGCAACACUGAGCCCUGCUGCGUGGUGCGGGAGUACCAAAAACCCAUCACUGAAACCCAGCUUUCUACAAUCAGACAAAUGUAA